UGGAGAUCUUCAGUGUUGUUGAACAGUGCCAGAAUUUCUUCCUGGAUGGGACAACUCCAAAUCUCCCAGGUAUUUUGGUUGGUGGGACAGUCCAGAACCACUACAAGCUGAUUUGCCAGUUGUUCAGCAACAUCUACAGGUUUGCAACUCUCUACGACACGACCAACAGGAUCCCUGUUUUCUCAGCCUACACCUUCACUGGUAAUGUUGUUGGUAGCAAGAGACCAAAAAAUCAAACCUGGAUGAUCGAGCCCCAGCUCGAAAAUAUAAAGGACCGAGGUGAAAUGAAGCAGAGUGAACAUAGAAGUUUUAAACACCAGGCUAUGAACGCGGACUACUACAAAAACAACAUGAAUAUGGACAGAGGUCACCUUUUCCCAUGUUCGUAUGCGCCUUAUAAUGCUACCAAGAACUCCACUUUCACCCUGACGAACGCCGUUCCCCAGGCAAGAUCCUUCAACCGACGCAGUUGGAAGAGAAUGGAGUGCAGAGUCAGAAAAUAUAUUGUGGAGAACAGUACGGAUAACAACAACAAGAUAAAAGCCUAUGUGGUGACUGGAGCAGUUCCCAGCAACAACAACACACUGAACAACCGAGUGAACAUCCCAGAUCUCAUGUGGACAGCCUACUGCUGUUACAACAACAACCUGAAACAGUGGGUGGCCCAAGCACACUGGAGUAAGAACGUACAGGACACCAAGGGGAAAACAUUGAAACCGAUAACCUUGGGAGCACUCGAACGCAAGUUGAAGAACUUCUACAAUGACAAAGUCAAUGUGUUCGCAAAAAAAUGUCCAAGAACCGUUAUUCUGAGUGUAUUAGAGGACGAGACAGGGAGGAACAGAGAGAGAGUAGAACAGGAUGAGACAGGGAGGAACAGAGAGAGAGUAGAACAGGAUGAGACAGGGAGGAACAGAGAGAGAGUAGAACAGGGAGGAACAGAGAGAGUAGAACAGGAUGAGACAGGGAGGAACAGAGAGAGUAGAACAGGAUGAGACAGGGAGGAACAGAGAGAGUAGAACAGGAUGAGACAGGGAGGAACAGAGAGAGAGUAGAACAGGAUGAGACAGGGAGGAACAGAGAGAGUAGAACAGGAUGGACAGGGGAAAAGAGGGGCGGAGAGAGGAGCGGGGAGCCGAGCAUAAAGAUGGUGAAAGCAACAGGGGAAUGUGAUGAUGAGGAUGAUUGUGAUUGUGCCUGUGAUGAAAAGUGAUGAGUUUUGUCCAGUGGUAAUUCACACAACUAUUGAGAACACAUCCCCUACGUUACAAGGGUUAUAAGGGUUAAGUAAUAAGGGUUAUUAUCCAGGGUUAUAAGGGUUAAAUAAUAAGGGUUAUUAUCCAGGGUUAUAAGGGUUAAAUAAUAAGGGUUAUUAUCCAGGGUUAUAAGGGUUAUAAGGGUUAUAAUGGUUAUAAUUAAACAAGUUUAAGGGUUAUAAACGGUAAAGACAAGCUCUGUUACUUUGGCGACUAAGAAAGUAUAUUUUUAAACCUCCCACUUUGGGCUGGAUGUAUCAAUGUGUCGUUCAUACAUGUAGAAUCUAUCAGCAGAAUUACUGUUUCCCUACAUUUCACCCCCCUAGCAAUUUGAGUCUUAGCCAUUGAGCAUCAGCCCCUCACAUUUGAGUGGGAACUAGUGUGGUGGCAGAAUUAGUGUUGAAUUGUUGUAACUUCUCAAUGGAUAUGUUCUGUGUUGGACUGUGAUGUCAUGCCUUCCAUAGAGUCCUGGUAUGUCUGUACCUAAACACAAGGCCAUUGUGUUCUGGAACUGUUGCUGGUAUAAAUAACUGUUGCUAGUAUAAAUAACUGUUGCUGGUAUAAAUAACUGUUGCUGGUAUAAAUAACUGUUGCCGGUAUAAAUAACUGUUGCCGGUAUAAAUAACUGUUGCCGGUAUAAAUAACUGUUGCCGGUAUAAAGAACUGUUGCCGGUAUAAAGAACUGUUGCCGGUAUAAAGAACUGUUGUGUAACAAUAUGAUUGUAUUAUCACCUCUCACUAUAUAAGGGACAUGGAUCCAUUUACUCAGGGAGUUCUUCCCUGUGAAAUGAGAAUAAUCUCCCCUGCAGCUGCUUGAUUAAAGAUGCUUCUAUACAAUUAAAAA
Salmo salar (Atlantic salmon) is the source of this 2100-nucleotide messenger RNA. Lineage: Eukaryota; Metazoa; Chordata; Actinopteri; Salmoniformes; Salmonidae. The record is from RefSeq and is a predicted model, not a curated record.